AUGCGUUGUGCUCUUAUCUCGCGAUCAUUGGCGACGGCCACGGAAAGCGGGGGUCGGCCUUGCUGGCCACAUUCCUUAGCGGCCAAGAAGGGCCGAAGAGCCGCCGUACCGAAGAGAGACGGCCAUGGACGGGUGCACGGCCCGAAACCCCCGGGUAGCCAAGCCACCAUCGCUUCGGCUUACAAGCAUAGUAGAGUUUGGCUUCACGUUACGAACGGAGCCGAAAGUCGACGCAUUUCAGCGGAAGAGUUCCAACGACUAAUGAGGGAUCGUGCGACGAAUUGGGAGACUUGGGGCGACGGCCGGGGGUCCGCCUUUUCGUCUGGUUUGGCCUUAUUAAAAGCCAGAAGAACGAUCAUUGGGGGUCGACCCGGCAUAACGAAACGUUAG
Molecule: messenger RNA, 390 nt
Organism: Bursaphelenchus okinawaensis
Lineage: Eukaryota; Metazoa; Nematoda; Chromadorea; Rhabditida; Aphelenchoididae
Source: the annotation of a GenBank genome assembly